AUGAAGCGCUGGGGACAGCCGGAUGCUCCUGUAACUCAGGCCUCAUUAGCCAAUCAGAGCCUCGAGGCGCACUUCAGUGGAGGCGGGAAUUUCCGGCCCGCCAUUCUCAGGUUUGACUGCGAGUCUGAGGGAAGCUCUAGUGUGUCCCGUGCUUUGCGCUGUGACCGGCUACUAGGAGCUGUGAGGAGAGCGGGCGAGCUGGGGAUCCGCGCCAUGGAUGCGGUGACCUAUGAGGAUGUGUAUGUGAAAUUCACUCAUGAAGAGUGGGCUUUGCUGGAUCCAUCCCAGAAGAGUCUCUACAAAGAUGUGAUGCUGGAGACAUGCAGGAACCUCACUGCUAUAGGUUACAAAUUGGAAGAUGACAACAUUGAAGAACACUGUCACAGUUCCGGAGGACGUGGAAGGUAUAACAUCUAUAAUUGCAGAUACAAGCCUUGCGAACAUAGGGGACACAGCAAGAAGCAAUGUACCUUUGCACAUAAGUGUUUUCUUCAAACAUAUGAAAGGAUCCAUACUGAAGAGAAACCCUAUGAAUGCAAUCAGUGCAGUAAAGCCUUUGCAAAUUUCCGUAGUCUUCAAAAACAUGAAAAAAAUCAUACUGUAGAAAAACCCUAUGAAUGUAAUCAGUGUGGUAAAGCCUUUCCAAGUCCCAGUGCUCUUCAAAUACAUGAAAGAACUCACACUGGAGAGAAACCCUAUGGGUGCAGUGAGUGUGGGAAAGCCUUUGCAAGUAAAGGUAAUCUUCAAACACACAAAAGAACUCACACAGGAGAGAAACCCUAUGGGUGCAGUGAGUGUGGAAAAGCCUUUGCGUGUUUCAGUUAUCUUCAAAUACAUGAAAACAUUCACACUGGAAAGAAACCUUAUAGAUGUAACCACUGUGGUAAAACCUUUACACGGCGUAGUAGUCUUCAAAUGCAUGAAAGAGGUCAUACUGGAGAGAAACCUUAUGAAUGUAAUCACUGUGGUAAAGCCUUUGUUUGUAGCAGUAGUCUUCACAGGCAUGAAAUAAUUCAUACUGGAAAGAAACCCUAUAUGUGUAAUCAGUGUGGUAAAACCUUUGCCCGUUGUAGAAAUCUUCGAAAUCAUGAAGAAUAUCAUACUCUUGAUAAACCACAUAAAUGUACUCUUUGUGGUAAAGCCUUUGCAAAUCACAGGAACCUUUAUAUACAUGAAAAAUAUCAUGCUGGAGAGAAAUUGCACAAAUGUACUCAAUGUGGUAAAGCCUUUACACGGUCCAGUAGUCUUCAAAUUCAUGAAAGAAGUCACAGUGGAGAGAAACCUUAUGAGUGUAAUCAAUGCAGUAAGACCUUUGUAUGUCGCAGUAGUCUUCAAAGGCAUAAAAGAACUCACAGUGGAGAGAAACCUUAUGAAUGUAAUCAGUGUGGUAAAGCUUUUGCAAGUCGCAGUUUUCUUCAAAUACAUGAAAGAAUUCAUACUGGAGAGAAACCUUAUGUGUGCAAUCAAUGUGGUAAAGCCUAUGCAAGUGGUAGUAGUCUUCGAAAUCAUGAAAAACGUCAUGCUAUUGAGAAACCUUAUAAAUGUAAUCAGUGUGCUAAAGCCUUUGCAUGUCUCAGGCGUCUUCAAAUACAUGAAAGGAAUCAUACUGGGAAGAAACUUUAUGAGUGUAGUCAAUGUGGGAAACCCUUUACAAGUCAAAAUAGUCUUCAAAUACACAGGAGAACUCAUACCGGAGAGAAGCCAUAUAAAUGUAGUCAAUGUAGUAAAGCCUUUGCAUAUUGCAGUAAUCUGUAUAGACAUGAAAGAAAUCAUUCUGGAGAAAAACUAUGAAUAAUCAUUGUGGUAAAUCAUUCGCAUAUUCGAGUAGACUUCAUAAUCACAAAAAAUGUCAUUCUGAAGAGAACCCCUAUGGAUACAAUUGAUUCAGUAAAGCACGUUAGUGUAAACUUCAGAUACAUUAAAGAUAUAAAUUGGAGAGAAACCUGACAAAUGUAAUCAAUGUGAUACUGCCUCUGCGUGUUACUGGUUUCUUUAAGGUUAUGAAAGAAUUUCUACUGGAAAGAAACUCCAUGAAUCUAAUAAGUGCAGUAAAGACUUACAUAUCAAACACAUUUUCCUACUGAGACAUCUCAUUGGUGCUUAUGUAAGAUUAGUGGAGCUGUUUCAUCUUUAAAAUAUUGCCUUCUUUUCAAAAUGUAUACAAAUUGUCAUCCAAGGAUAGAGGAACACAAUAAUUUGAAUAAAAGAGUAAAUAGGUAGUAGACACCUGUAAGUUGUCAUCUGACUGGAACAUGCACACCAGAGGAUAGUUAUAUACACACAGGUAAAAUUUAUUAACGAUGAAAUUAAAGCAAACAAAAUGAAAAUAUUCAGAACAUAAAUGAUUUACCAAUUAAUACAUUGUAAUAUUUCAAGAAAUGUCUCUGUUCAUCAAAAUAAUGAUGGUUCCUAUUUAGAUCCUGUUAAGAGGACUGCUGACUCUUAGCAGAAAGCUGCUAUCAUCUCUGCAGCCAUCUCAGGCUGUUUACUUACAGGUUGGUACUUUUCCACCCUGAUGAGAGACUUGUUUUCCUAGCAUGAUGUUUAUACAAGCAGCCCACCACAGCUGAACACACUCUGAUAACAUCCUGUUUUUCUCAGACACAUCCUAAACUUGUGGUUAAGUGUCUCCAGUUGCACUCCCCAGCUUGUGCUUACAUAUCCAUAGUUGCCUUUCAAUAGACUUGAUCAGGCAGACUGUCUUGUCUCCAUUCUUCGUGUCUCUUGCCCCUCCAUCCUCACUCUCUCCCUUGCAGACCCCGUUGAUUGACCUGUGAGCUGGGUCAAGAUCCUCCAUUAUCCUUUCACUCUCUGAUUAUAAGAUAGGUCAUUUUACAAACAUCUCAGCUGGAUAUAGAGGUGCAUGCCUAGAAUCCCUCACUUGGAGACACAGGUGGAUUUCUGAAUUCAAGGCCAGCUUGGACCACAUAGUGAGGUCCAGGAUGGCAUAGCUAUGUAGAGAGAUCCUGUGUCAUAAAAAUCAAACAAACCCUCAAGACAACAAUAAAGCCCCAACCAAACAACCAUCUCUCCCUUUAUGGAUUCUUUUCCUAAAAUAAUCUGAAUGUAGUGAGAAGUUUGUAAUUUUGGGUUCUUUAAAAAACAGAAAUGUUAAGUGAAUAGGUUUUUGUUUUAAAUCCAGGUGUGGGAAUAUGGGACUGCUUCAGAUUGUUCAUAGAAGCUGUGUAUGAUUUGCCUCUUGCUCCAUCAGAGGUAUGAUUUUCGCCAGGAGCAGAUAAUUUAUGGAAUUGUGUGAUGUUUGGAAUUCUGGGGACUUUUCAGAGUUUAUAUAAAUGCUAGGGCUCUAAGAGGCAGUGUGAGUGGCUGGUUGGUGUUGGUUGCAGUUUGUCAGUUUUUAAGUAGUACCGCAGAAAGAAAUGAGAAGUAGAAAUUACAUAUCCUGAUGGCAAAGAUCAGACUUGCCCUAAGGAACCUGAUACCCCUAGUCAGCAGGAAGUAGUCUAAUAAAAAUUGCUUCCUUUCUCCUUUA
Messenger RNA from Mus musculus (house mouse), 3490 nucleotides. RefSeq names its product predicted gene, 19802. NCBI's taxonomy places the organism in Eukaryota, Metazoa, Chordata, Mammalia, Rodentia, Muridae. The record is from RefSeq and is a predicted model, not a curated record. The transcript is spliced from 5 exons. The coding region runs from base 1 to 1791 and encodes 596 amino acids.